AUGCCGCCCCUGGGCGAUGAGAGGACCGAACAUCGGCGAGCUGAAGGACCUCGUGGUGCAGACGAGACGAAUGGCGUUCUGGGACACAUUCGUGCAGAGUUGCGCGCCCACGUCUACAAGGCGAUCGAGCACGAGGAGCAGGCCACCGCCGCGGCGGCAGCGAAGCUGCUGAGGAUGCCGGAGGGGCGACUGAUGGCGGAGCUGGUGCGAGAGUUCUUCGAGUUCUACGGGUUUAAGCACAGCCUCUCGGUCUUCCUGCCCGAGUCCAGCCUGGGCCGCGAGGGGCGCCCCCGCGAGGCCGUGGGCCAGGACGCGGGGCUCGCCAAGGUGGAGCAGGGCCGCUCCGCGCUGGAGCAGAUCCUGGAGCUGGCGGCGGGGCAGGAGGAGGCGCGCAAGGGGGGCCCGCUGUCCUGCGGCAGCUCGACCACGGCGUCCACCCCGCCGCCCGCGUCCGCCGCGGCGUCCCGCGCGCAGAGCGUCCGGGAGCAGGCGCCGCCGCCUCAGGCGCCCGACGCGCUGCAGCAGCUGAAGGUGUCGCCGUCCACGGCGCCCAAGGCGCACGUCGCCCCUGCCGCGCAGGCCGCCGCGGGGAAGGACCCCCCGAGGAGGAGCCCGCCGGGGAGGCCCCGGCGGCGGCCGGCGGCCCGGGCAUCUCCUUCGAGGAGCCGCGCCCAGCUGGACCGGCAGAUGGCGCGCCAGCUGGGGCGCAGGCAGGGCGGCAAGGCUGCCCACCUGGCCCCGCUCACCGGCGCGAUCCCGGUCGCGCCCGGCGACGCGUGCGGGGACGGCGUCCCGUCGGCGCCUCUGACGCCCGAGAAGGGCGUCGUGCAGGAGGAGGUCCGCGAGGACCCCGACGCCUCACUGGGCAGCGCCUCGGGCGCGCGGCCCUCGUCGCCCGGCAGCGCCUCGGGCUCGCAGCCGGGCGGCGGGCCGCUGCAG
This is a messenger RNA of Prorocentrum cordatum, 939 nucleotides long. NCBI's taxonomy places the organism in Eukaryota, Dinophyceae, Prorocentrales, Prorocentraceae. The record is from the annotation of a GenBank genome assembly.